This is a messenger RNA of Capsicum annuum, 1221 nucleotides long. Its product is annotated as LIM domain-containing protein WLIM1. Gene Ontology annotation, molecular function: actin filament binding. Gene Ontology annotation, biological process: actin filament bundle assembly. Lineage: Eukaryota; Viridiplantae; Streptophyta; Magnoliopsida; Solanales; Solanaceae. The transcript is spliced from 5 exons. The coding region runs from base 360 to 941 and encodes 193 amino acids. Gene Ontology annotation, cellular component: plasma membrane; actin cytoskeleton. The record is from RefSeq and is a predicted model, not a curated record.
UUUUAACCUCAACUUUAUGUUGUUUCAAGAAGAAAAAAAGGUUAGGAGUAUAUAUUUUUACAGAUAAGAAGCUUUAAAAAUUGAAAAAAUAUUGGAGAAAGAGAGAAAGAAAAAAGAGUGCUGCUGAGUUGUUAGGUGAUGUUAUAAUGGGGACAAGAUAUGAAAAUGUCUAUUUCUUUAAUUAGUUAAAAUUGCUGUUCUCAGCAUCAUCAUCAUAUUUUCUCUGGCUUCUCAUCCUUAUCUUCCAUAUACAUCCUCUCUAUUUUUUCUUCCAAACUCCAGUAUCAAGUGCAAAAAAAAUCAAGGAAAUAAGGGAAGCAACUUGAUUUUGUUUUGUGUAGAAGUUGAUCAUCAUAGCCAUGGCAUUUGCAGGAACAACUCAAAAGUGCAUGGCUUGUGACAAGACUGUCUAUCUGGUUGACAAAUUAACUGCAGAUAACAGAAUCUAUCACAAAGCUUGUUUCAGAUGCCAUCACUGCAAGGGCACCCUCAAGCUUGGCAACUACAACUCCUUUGAAGGAGUUCUUUACUGCAGACCACACUUUGAUCAGCUCUUCAAACAAACUGGCAGUUUGGACAAAAGCUUUGAAGGGACACCAAAAAUUGUGAAACCACAGAAACACAUUGACAAUGAGAGACCACAGGUAGCUAAAGUGACAAGCAUGUUUGGUGGAACGAGGGAGAAAUGUUUUGGCUGCAAGAACACUGUCUACCCAACCGAAAAGGUAUCAGUUAAUGGUACACCAUACCACAAGAGCUGCUUCAAAUGUAGCCAUGGAGGUUGUGUGAUUAGCCCUUCCAACUAUAUUGCCCAUGAAGGGCGUCUUUACUGUAAGCAUCACCACAUUCAACUUAUCAAGGAGAAAGGCAACUUAAGCAAGCUUGAGGGUGACCACGAGAUGAAUCCCGCGAUGACAACAGAAGUUACUGCAGAAUCAUAAACAGACGAAACAACUGAUCGUGUCUUAGCUUUCCGCUAUCAUGUCUACCUGUCUCCUAUAUUCAAGAAUCUGAACGUGCUAAGCAUUAUUUCAUUGAGGUCUUCAGCAGCAUCCGUUAAUGUGCUUCCAUUCCGCAGCCUGUGUUUUCUCGCAUCUUGCAUUUAUUUGAUGCUGAAUUGUAAUCUGCUUCUGUGUGAAGAUUUUGACCUUUUUUUAUUGUGCUUCACUUGUGUUGUGUGGAUGUUAAAUGAGAUUGCAUAUAGCACGAUUUUUCUGUCCA